AUGUCCCGUCCCCGACCGCCUCGCCUCAAACUCACCCUCCUACCACCAACACCACCCACUACCCCCGACAAACAGCAGCGUCUUCCUCCGACCUCUCCCAACCAAACUGCUUGGACCCCACAAAAACCCAAAAGCGUCCGAUUCGCUUUACCUCCUCAAACCCACAAAUCCAAGACAUCCUCGACAUCCACGACAUCCAAAACCCACCACAACCGCAAGCCCAAAACCAAAACCAAGAAAAUCCCCACCAAACCCUACAGCGCUUCACUCAACCGGCUCAUAGCGAGAUAUUACGCCCUCAUCCAAUCCCUCUGCGAGCCAGAUCUCCCAAGCUCCAAGGUGGCUGAUAACAAGCUCGCCUCAGAGACGAGGGGUAAUCUCGCACCUCCUCCAUCCCCCGUCUCCCCCGUCUCCCCCGUUCGAGACAUCCAAAUCCAAAUCCAACAGCGCAAAACCCUUCAAGCCCUCAGGAACCACGCUCACGCCUCGAUCUAUAAGCCUUUGACAGCCAUAGCGCCUGUACUUACACUCCCCUUCUUGCCGAGCCAGGAGGCGGAGAAGGAGGUGAGGAGGGUGUUGAAACGGGCGAAGAGAGGAUUGAAGCUGUUGGAAGGGUUGGUUACGUCGCGGGGUUUAGAGUUGGAGUUGGAUUUGGAUUUGGAUCAGAAGAUGGGGAUGGAAAUGGAUUUGGAUCGAGAGCUUGCCAAGGUUGGGAGUGGUAAUCGCAUGGACCCCGAUCUGGACGGUUCUGGUAGUGCCGACAAGCAUGAUUUUGGGACUGAAUUACGACUCACCGGAGCUGCGGAGUCUCGGAGGGAUUCUCAAGAAAUGAUGGCGAAGGAGAGGGAAAUGGAGGCAAUCCAGGAAGGUGUGGCGAUGAUGAGUCUCGAGGAGACGCGUGGACUUUCACAUCCGCGUGUACCUGGUCGCAAGGCCGAGGGAUUACCAAGCGCUGGACUCUGUGGGACCGGCGCUUAUUGGGAGGGUUUCCAAGGAGAAGCGCACGAUGACAUCGUUGGUCGUGAGGAGCAGGCUCAAGAUGAAGCGGCGCUGACUGACCUGAGCGGGUUGAUGAGCAUUUGA
Messenger RNA from Neurospora tetraspora, 1083 nucleotides. RefSeq lists its product as uncharacterized. The record is from RefSeq and is a predicted model, not a curated record. Bases 1 to 1083 code for a protein of 360 amino acids. The transcript has a single exon. NCBI's taxonomy places the organism in Eukaryota, Fungi, Ascomycota, Sordariomycetes, Sordariales, Sordariaceae.